Molecule: messenger RNA, 1552 nt
Organism: Brassica napus (rape)
Lineage: Eukaryota; Viridiplantae; Streptophyta; Magnoliopsida; Brassicales; Brassicaceae
Exons: 3
Coding region: 887-1318 (143 amino acids)
Source: RefSeq, a predicted model, not a curated record
AGCUCUUUUUUUUUUUUUUGGUUUUGCUUCGGCCGACGGAGAGUGAAGGCGGAGGGAGAUAGAGAGAGAUGAUACCGCAGCAAUGGACGCCGCCGUGUGGGAAGUCAAUGCACGCAUAAGUAUGCAGCUCUGACGCAGAUUCCAUCACUCUCUUUCAGGAUUAUAUAUGCCCCCUGUUUUAUACAACUCAGGAAUGCUUUCAUGCAUGUGUCGCAGGCUGUGGUUACAAGUUUGGAGUUGAAUCUGAGGAAGUCAAUAAGGUGAAACCAAAGAGACCACCACCACCGCCACCAAAGCCACAACCACCACCACGAGCUAAAAGACCAAUGCAGCCUCCUUCUAAUGAGGAUGUUCCUACAAGUUCUGCUUGACAUCAAAACGCUUUGUAAUCUGACAUGAGGGAGUAUUAAUGUUCAGCGUAAUGGAGAGUAUAUUAGUGGGACUCGUCCCACGGAUGGACCUUGUGACCUUUUAGUCCAUAAGGCAUAUUAAUGAAACUAGAUAUUGAUAUUUGGGUUUUUGCUAUCUAAUUCAUCUUCUACAAGUUCUUUUACCCACAUGUCACAAUAGAGAAACGUUAUAUUGUGAAAUUGGCAACAUGUGGUACUUAUAUUAAACUAAAGAACUCAAUAUUGAAUCCCGGAGUAAAUUAGUCAAAUGAGAUAAGAGUUUUUCUGUUGCAAAUCUUUAUUUCUUGUUAAUGAAGGAAACAAAAAGAACAUCAUGACCUAAUCUUGUCGAUUAAGAGUUGGUGACUUGGUGGUAUCUUCUUCGUCACACCUAACCAUUUAUGAACCCACGUAACAAACGGUGUCGUUUGAGCUCAUCAACAUCAUCUGCUUUACUAGUUUGACGAGGAAAAUACAAAAAAAAACUCUCUCUUCACAUGGCUCUUCCCUUAAACCGCGUUAGAUCUGCGUCUCUCUUCACGUUCACUGUUUCAUUAAUCUUCAUCUUCGCCGGAAAAUCAUUCUCCCAAGGCAUACGACCUUCCGAUCAUGGUCUACAGUAUCAGUUCAGCUCACCACCGACUGAAUCUCACUCACCUCCCGGUAUAGUGAUGUCCUUUUUCGGAGAUUCCCAUUCUCCUCCUCCUCAGCUCCUCCCAAAAGCUUCAGAGGCAGACGGCGACGAUGACUCGUGGUGGCGUGACGGAGCUGCGAACAAGCGUGAUCACGUGAUGAGGCACGUGUUUCUUGCGGCCAGUAUCAUCUGUGGCGUCUCCGGUGUUGCGCUUCUUGUGGUUUUCACUUUGGUUUACUUCUUUAGGUAUCGCAAAGAAAAAACCAUCGAACUUACUUACCCUGCAACGAUUUAAAGUAGAAAAUUGGAUUUUGAUUUUUUUUAAAUAUGAUUUUUACCUUACUUGUAUAUUACACGAAUUGUUUUUAUUUUUAUUUUUAAAAAUAUGAAGAGCGCUUUGCUUUAUUCUGAAGAGUUUUAUGUUUUGUUGCACACCCACAUAUUCUCCAUUUUUUUAAAAAAGAUAUAUUUCUAAUUAUUGUUGUAGAAAAUAAAUAAAAUUAUAAUAUUGUGUGGUUAUUAUUAGCCA